AUGUCCAGCUUCGAAGGGAAAGUGAUUGCCAUCACAGGCGGUGCAUCUGGGAUCGGUCUCGCGAUAGCCAAAACACUCCACCAGCGUGGUGCAAAAGUCAGCAUUGCGGACGCAAAUUCAGCGGCCCUCGAAAAUGUUGCUCAGGCCAUCGGGACCGACGACAUCGUUGCGGUUCAAUGCGAUGUGCGCCAGAUGAAGGAGGUCGAAGCCUGGCUGCAGCGCACCGUGGACGGCUGGGGCAAGCUGGACGGCGCCGCCAACAUGGCGGGCAUAUCCAGUCCAAUGCCGGGCAAGGGAUCUAUGGAAGAGGCAACAGAGGAGGAAUGGGGCAUGACGAUCGCGGUGAAUUUGACGUGGCUCAAAUCUGGCUCGGCGAUUGUGAACGCAGCAUCAGUCGGUGGGACCAGAGGCUUCGUGGGCUCGGCAGCAUACUGUGCUUCGAAGCAUGCCGUUAUAGGGCUCAUUCGUGCUCCUGCGAAGGACUUCGGCCCGCGUGGCAUACGAUACAUCGAUACCCCAAUGCAGCGCGCGGCUGUGGCAGGAAAGGAGGAUCGCAUCGGUACCUUCAUCGCUAGUCUUCCGAUUGGGAGGGUGGCGGACGCAGAAGAAGCCGCCAAAGUGGUCUGCUUCCUCUUGAGCGACGAGAGCAGCUACGUUACCGGAAGCGUGUACGACGUCGACGGAGGGUACCAGUUGUAG
Messenger RNA from Zymoseptoria tritici IPO323, 699 nucleotides. RefSeq lists its product as uncharacterized. The record is from RefSeq and is a predicted model, not a curated record. Gene Ontology annotation, molecular function: oxidoreductase activity. NCBI's taxonomy places the organism in Eukaryota, Fungi, Ascomycota, Dothideomycetes, Mycosphaerellales, Mycosphaerellaceae. The transcript is spliced from 3 exons. The coding region runs from base 1 to 699 and encodes 232 amino acids.